Molecule: messenger RNA, 1017 nt
Organism: Dermacentor silvarum
Lineage: Eukaryota; Metazoa; Arthropoda; Arachnida; Ixodida; Ixodidae
Product: ornithine decarboxylase
Exons: 6
Coding region: 1-1017 (338 amino acids)
Cellular component (GO): cytoplasm
Molecular function (GO): ornithine decarboxylase activity
Source: RefSeq, a predicted model, not a curated record
AUGGGAGUCGAAGAAAACCGCAUUCUGUACAACAGUACGACAAAAUCCCCUUCGCAUCUGAAGUACGCCGAAGAGCGUGGAGUGCGGCUGAUGUGUUGUGACUCGGCAGCUGAGAUGAAAAGGAUCAGAGAUGUCAGCGCAAGGUUGGUACUGCGCAUUGCUGUGCACGACUCUUCAAAGAAAGCAUUUCUGAAUGAUCAGUUUGGAUGUUCUUUCGACGAAGCUGAGCAGCUUAUGCACCUUGCGAAGGAAAAGCAGCUCAACAUCGUGGGCGUUUCGUUUGACAUGGGUGCAAUUUCCGGGACCGAUGAAUCAUUUUUACUCACACUUCGAAAUGCUCGCGCAGUGUUUGACUUAGGACUACGGAUGGGUUUCCCCAUGACAGUACUCGACAUUGGUGGCGGAUUUCCUAUAGCUUCCCAAAAGAAUGAAGAGUUCAUGCAGGUGUGCCACCUGGUGAGCUCUGCACUUAAGACGUACUUUCCUUCGUCGUCGGGAACGACAGUGAUUGCUGAGCCAGGCCAAUAUCUGGCGGCCUCAGCCUACACUCUUGCGACCAAAGUUGUAGGAAAAAGAAGCAGAGAAACCUUUCUGGAUGGUGAACGCAAAUAUAACGCAGAGGUUUUUAUCAACGAAAGCAAGUACAACAGCAUCCCCAGAUCCGCAAGCGAAGAAACAGGAAUAAGUAUUCGGCCGUUAUCCGAGCGCAAUGACCAGCACCGCAAUGUGUUGACCACCUUCUGGGCUGCCACCAGCAACCCGAAAGACCUAAUAUUCGACAAGCAGCUGUUCUGGCCCUUGGAAGUCAAUGAGUGGCUCCUCCUCAACAACUUGGGUGCCUACUCACUGGUGCAAGCUUGCAGCUUCAACGGCUCAGGCAUGCCUCCAGUCGUCUACGUUGCUACCGCAAACGACGCCGACACCGUCAGUAGAGGCAUAGAGGCGGCUUCUGUGUGCAGUGCCUACUCUCAGAUGGAGCGCGCAGUCAAGUCAGUGCGAGGCACCGCAGGGCGCUGA